UGUGUGAAUAUAGAGGCGGGCGGCGGCCCGGUAGACAUGGUUUGAACAUUGAAUGGUCAUUUUGCAACUUUAGACGAUUGUGCCAUCGUGACAUUAUCAUUCUUGAAUUUCAUUGUUUUGUAGGGAUUUAUUUUAACGUUUGAUACACGGGAGACAGCAGAGUAAUCAGUUUCCACACUUUCUGAAGUCGUGUGGAUCAUUUGCAAAAUUUCAAAAUGGCGGACGAUCCGUACGCUGGUGUGAGCGCUCAGGAGCUCAAGUAUCUUGCAGUUGAUAGGAAUCGUAUAAAUGAUCCUAUGGUACAAGCAGAAUGGGCAGCAAAAAGAUUAAUUUGGGUUCCUCACGAAGUCCAUGGCUUUUGUGCUGCCAGUGUCGUUUCGGAAAAGGGGGAUGAAUUAGAAGUCGAACUUGACGAUAGUGGAAAACAUGUGAAGGUUCACCGGGAUGACUGUCAGAAAAUGAACCCCCCUAAGUUUUCCAAAGUUGAGGAUAUGGCCGAAUUGACAUGUCUCAACGAAGCAUCAGUCCUUCAUAAUUUGAAAGAUCGAUACUAUUCAGGUCUAAUUUACACAUACUCUGGUCUGUUUUGUGUGGUGGUGAACCCAUACAAAAGACUACCAAUCUACACAGAAAAAGUCAUCGAUUUGUACAAGGGCAAAAAGCGACAUGAAGUUCCACCCCAUGUUUUCGCCAUCACAGACGCAGCAUACCGCAGCAUGUUACAAGACAGAGAAGACCAGGCCAUUCUUUGCACUGGUGAAUCCGGAGCCGGAAAGACUGAAAACACCAAGAAAGUUAUACAGUACUUGGCUCAUGUCGCAGCCUCGAACAGGCCAUCGGGCAACCGUUCAUCCGUAUCCAACCUCCACAUCCAGCCAAGCACAGAUCGUCAAAAUGCUCUCACACUGAGCCAUAAGGACCUAAACCUUGGUGAAUUAGAAAACCAGUUACUCCAAGCUAACCCCAUUUUGGAAGCUUUCGGAAAUGCAAAGACUAUCAAGAACGACAAUUCUUCAAGAUUUGGAAAAUUCAUCAGAAUCAACUUUGACUCAUCAGGAUAUAUAUCAGGAGCUAACAUUGAAACAUAUCUCCUGGAGAAAUCUCGAGCUAUCAGGCAGGCUGAACAGGAGAGAUGUUUCCACAUCUUCUAUCAGUUCCUGUAUGGAGCCACCCCUCAUCAGAGAAAGGAGUUUUUGUUGGAGGAUAUCGGCAAUUACCAUUUCCUGACUCACGGCAGUGUACCAGUUGGAGGAGUGGACGACACAGGAGAGUUCCGCCAGACCGUGGAGGCUCUCACCAUCAUGGGCAUAUCGCCCGAGGACCAGUCCGCCAUCAUGAGAGUGAUAUCAUCAGUACUGCUGUUUGGUAACAUGACAUUCAGACAAGAAAGGAGCUCUGACCAGGCGACACUUCCUGACGAUACAGUUGCCCAGAAAGCUUGCCACCUCCUUGGUCUGUCAGUGACGUCCGUCAUACAGGCGUUCCUCCGCCCCAAGAUCAAAGUGGGCCGGGAUCACGUGACCAAGGCUCAGACGAAGGAACAGGUGGAGUUUGCCGUGGAAGCCCUGUCCAAGGCUUGCUACGAAAAACUAUUCAAGUGGCUUGUCAUCAGGAUCAAUCGUUCCCUGGACAGGACGAAAAGGCAGGGAGCCUCCUUCAUCGGCAUCUUGGAUAUUGCUGGUUUUGAAAUUUUCAAGAUGAACUCCUUCGAGCAGCUUUGCAUCAACUACACCAACGAGAAGCUACAACAACUCUUCAAUCAUACUAUGUUCAUCCUGGAGCAGGAGGAAUACCAGAAGGAGGGCAUCGAGUGGAAGUUCAUUGAUUUCGGUCUCGACCUACAGCCCACCAUCGACCUCCUCGAGAAGCCCAUGGGUAUCUAUGCUCUGGUUGAUGAGGAGUGCUUCUUCCCCAAAGCCACAGACAAGACCUUCAUUGACAAGGUUGUCACCCAACAUUCCUCCCAUCCCAAGUUCCAGAAGCCUGACUUCAGAGCUGAUGCUGACUUCAGUCUGAUCCAUUACGCUGGAAAGGUUGACUACUCGGCUAAGAUGUGGCUGAUGAAGAACAUGGACCCCUUGAAUGAGAAUGUGGUGUCCCUACUGCAAACCUCGUCGGAUCCCUUCGUGGUAGCCAUCUGGAAGGAUGCCGAGAUUGUUGGUAUGGGAGCCGCAUCUACUGGUGACACCAUGUUUGGGUCCCGAACCAGGAAGGGCAUGUUCAGGACAGUGAGCCAACUGUACAAGGAACAGCUCGCCAAACUGAUGGCCACACUACGCAACACCAACCCUAACUUUGUUAGAUGUAUCAUUCCAAACCACGAGAAAAAAGCUGGGAAAAUUGACUCGCCACUGGUCCUAGAGCAGCUAAGGUGUAACGGUGUACUGGAAGGAAUCCGAAUCUGUCGACAGGGCUUCCCCAACAGAAUCAUAUUCCAGGAAUUCAGACAGAGAUACGAGAUCUUGUGUCCCAGCAGUAUUCCCAAAGGUUUCAUGGAUGGCAAGAAGUCGGUCGAAAAAAUGAUAAAUGCUCUAGAGUUGGAUCCUAAUUUGUACCGAGUUGGACAGAGCAAGAUCUUCUUCCGAGCAGGAGUGCUGGCACAUUUAGAGGAAGAACGAGAUCUGAAACUUACCGAUAUCAUCAUUCAGUUCCAGGCUUUAUGUAGAGGCCUGAUCGCUAGGAGGAACUACCAGAGGAGACUGCAGCAGUUGAGUGCAAUCCGUGUCAUACAGAGAAACUGUGCUUCCUACCUCAAGCUGAGAAACUGGGCAUGGUGGAGACUCUUCACGAAGGUAAAACCAUUGCUACCAGUGGCUGGACAGGAAGAAAAACUUACGCUAAAAGAGGACGAACUUAAGAAAUUUAAGGACGUUAACGAUCGACAAAAGUCUGACAUAGAGGAACUGGAGAGAAAGUAUGCUCAAAUCAUUGAAGAAAAGUCCAUCUUGGCAGAACAGCUACAGGCUGAAACAGAAAUAUGUGCCGAGGCCGAGGAGUCCAAAGCCAGGAUGCAGGCCAAGAAGGAGGAACUGGAAGAAAUCCUACAUGAUGUAGAGAUCAGGAUAGAAGAAGAGGAAGAUCGCUGUAACGCCCUCAUGGACGAACGCAAGAAAUUCCAGCAAACGGUCGCUGACCUGGAGGAACAACUUGAAGAGGAGGAACAAUCUAGACAAAAAUUACAGCUAGAGAAAGUAUCUGCUGAUUCAAAGAUAAAGAAGUAUGAUGAGGAAUUGGCUCUUCAAGAGGAUACAAACCACAAAUUGCUCAAAGAAAAGAGAGCGAUGGAAGAACGUAUGAGCGAGGUCACCGCACACUUGGUGGAGGAAGAAGAAAAAGCCAAGCAGCUCGGCAAACUUAAGAACAAGUACGAGUCUAUUAUCUCGGAUUUGGAGGAACGCCUCAGGAAAGAAACACAGGCAAGGCAGGAAUUGGAAAAAAUUAGACGGCGUUUAGAAAGUGAACUAAACGAUUUAAGGGAACAGUUAAUGGAGAAACGUCAACAACUAGAAGAUCUACAGGCACAGCUUUCAAAACGAGAAGAAGAGGUUCAACAUGCAUUGAAAAAGGUAGAUGAAGAAGGCGUUGCGAAGUCUCAAGCCAGUAAACAGUCGCGUGAGAUACAGAGCCAGUUACAGGAAGUCACGGAGGACUUGGAGACGGAGAAAGAGGCAAGAAUGAAAGCAGAGAAACAGAAACGUGACCUGAGUGAGGAAUUAGAGGCUCUCAAGUCUGAGCUGGAAGAUUCCAUGGAUGCUACUGCUGCUGUUCAGGAUCUGAGAAACAAAAGAGAAGAUGAACUCAAGGAUCUAAAAAAUAUGUUGAGUGAAGCUAAGAAAAGUGGAGAAGAGCAAGUACAUGCUAUGCGACACAAGCAUUCAGCUCAAACCCAGGCACUCAAUGAAGAAAUUGAAAAUGUUAAAAAGAACAAGGCGUCCCUUGAUAAACAGCGACAGACCCUGGAGGCAGAGAACACAGACUUGGCAAGUGACCUUAAACAGGUUCAGAUGGCUAAGCAAGAGUCUGAACGCAAGCGUAAACAGGUAGAGAGCCAGCUUCAGGAAGUCAUGAUCCGUCUACAGGAGUCUGACCGGGGCCGUACCGACACUAGCGAAAAGGCUACGAAACUUGCAAAUGAGCUGGAACAAGUCAGCGUGCAGCUGGAACAGGCAGACACAAAGACGGUUCAGUUGAGCCAAAAAGUGGCCUCGUUAGAAGCACAACUUGCUGAUUCACAGGACAACUUACAAGAGGAAACAAAGAGCAAGCUGCAGAUGCAGUCCAAGCUGAGACAGGUGGACGAUGAGAAGGAAGGCUUAUUAGACCGCAUAGAAGAGGAGCAAGAGUCCAAGAAAACAUUUGAGAAACAGAUCAGCGAGCUGCAAGCUAAGAUGUUAGAAGUGAAAAAGAAGCAUGAAGAAGAGAUCCAGAAAUUGGAAGGAAAUGAGGAGCAAAGGAAGAAGUUAGCCAGGGAUGCACUGGACGAUCAGAAAAAGGAGGCUGACCUCAUCAUUGAGCGACACGAGAAGUCUCGCAAGAAGUUACAGGCUGAGGUGGAGGACAUGACGGUAGAGUUAGAUAACCAGAGGUCUGCCUACACACAAAUGGAGAAGAAGCAGAAGAAAUUUGAUGCUCUCCUCAAUGAAGAAAAGAGUGUUUCUGAAAAACUAUCAAUGGAGAAGGACUUGCUGGAGAGGGAAAGUCGGGAAAAGGAAACAAAGAUCAUGAACAUGCAGAGAGAACUAGAUGAACUACACGAUUCAUUUGAGAAGGCUGAUAGGAGCCGACUUCUUCAGCAGAGGGAACUUGAGGAUCUCAUGUCAUCCAAGGAUGAUGUUGGCAAAAAUGUCCACGAGCUGGAGAAGUCUAAGCGUACUCUGGAAGCCCAGGUUGAGGAGCAGCGUCUCCAGAUAGAGGAGCUGGAGGAUGAGCUCCAGACCACAGAGGACGCCAAGCUCCGACUGGAAGUGAACAUGCAGGCCUUGAGGACCCAGUUUGAACGUGACCACCAAGCUAAGGAAGAUACUGUCGAGGAACAAAAGAAAUUACUCGUCAAGCAGUUACGUGAGAUGGAGGCUGAACUUGAGGAUGAGCGUAAGCAGCGUGCAAUGGCUGUGAAUGCCAGGAAGAAACUAGAGAACGACAUCAAGGACCUCGAGCAGCAAGAGGAAAUGGCUAACAAAGUAAAGGAGGAUGCUGUGAAACAGCUGAAGCGCACCCAGGCAGUUAUGAAGGACAAUCUACGUGAACUGGACGAAGCGCGAUUGGCUCGGGAAGAUGCUGCUGCCACACUUAAGGAAAAUGAAAAAAAGUUCAAGAAUCUUGAGGCAGAAGUUCUUCGGCUACAAGAAGAGUUGUCUUCCUCCGAGAGGUCUCGCCGAAAUACUGAGGCCGAGCGCGAUGACCUUCAGGAUGAAAUCACCAGCAACACGACUGGAAAGUCAUCGUUGUUGGAUGAGAAACGCCGACUGGAGGCACGUUUACAGCAGGUAGAGGACGAGUUGGAGGAUGAACAGACCAACGGUGAAUUGCUGCUUGAAAAAGCUCGCAAGGCACAAAUGCAGGCAGAGCAAAACCUGGCAGAUCUUUCAUCAGAGAAAUCAGUCACACAGAAGUUGGAGAACCAGCGGUCCUCCCUGGAGAGACAGAAUAAGGACCUUCGGGAGAAACUACAAGACCUAGAGAACACCGUACGCACUCGCACCAAGGCCACCAUCACCACUCUAGAGGGCAAGGUCGCUAACCUUGAGGAACAACUCGACAGUGAAACAAAGGACCGAACAAAUAUGCAGCGAUCUGUUCGCCGAUUGGAAAAGAAGUUGAAAGAGAUGGUGUUACAGGCUGAGGAUGAACGUCGCCAUGCAGACCAGUUCAAGGAGCAGAAUGACAAGAUGAACAAUCGUGUACGAGCUCUGAAGCGACAAUUAGACGAGGCAGAGGAGGAAAUUACAAGGAUGAACGCAGCCAAACGCAAACUUCAGCGAGACCUUGAUGAACAAAUGGAACAAAGUGAAUCGACAGCUAGAGAAAUAUCUCAGUUGAAAAAAUACAGACCUAGUGCUAGAGUGUCAUCUGCCCGCUCCAUGUUGUCCUCCAUACGGUCUGGAGCCGGAGAUUUAGACGACGACGAUGACGACAGUGUCGACUCAGCAAAACAAAACUCUGAUGCUUAAACACAUACCGGAACAUUUAUCAUUUAGCAGACAAACAUUUGGGGUGCCGUAUGACCAGUGUAUCGCCCACACAUACCGUGGACUUCAUAUAAACACACAUAUACAUUAAUUAAUUUUUUUCUACAAAAGAUGUGUAUAUCAUGCCUAUAUAAUUUCUAUAAUGAAAACAAAUUCAGUUUAUCUUAUUAUAAUUAUUACUGUUAUUAUAUUAAGUUUUUUUUUUUUUUACUUUGAUUACCAGGACCCAAAUACUUGUUUGCCUUUUUUUUAUACACUGUGUAAGAUUAUUUUGUUAAGUGUUUGUGAGUUUUCUCACCAAUCAUCAACUGAAUGUUUAAGAAAAUGUGAUGACACGUUAUCAUAUCACCAAACUGGGACCUGAGCUACUGGACCAUACCCUGACCUUUGAUCUUCCUGCUGGUCAGUGUCAGUUCUCGUGUGUGAACUGCUGGCUCCUACAUAGCACUGCAUAGUCAAUUCCGACCACGCUUGCCGUUGUGCUAUUUCCGACCGAGUUUGACAUGUCUUCUCUGACAUAGGGUCAUUGUGUCAAUUCCAACCAAUCCUGGUGUUGUGUCGCCUCUGAUGGAUUCAUAUUGUGUCAUUUAUGACAUGGCAUGGCAUUAUGUCGGAAGGCAUACCUAGCUUUGAAAGUGCUGAAAAUGUUUAACCUUGGAUGGUCAGAAUAUUCGGUGUAUGUCCUGUUUUAUGCCAGUAUAUUAUAUUGGUUUUGCUUACCUACCUAUCGCUAUUAUGAACAAAUAAUAUUCGUUAUAUUUCUUUUACAAUGGUUAUUAUUGUAUGUGCUCUAAAUUAAAUUGUGCUAUCCAUAUUGUCUCGUCGUAUGCUUAGCUUUUAUAGUCGAACUUAACAAACGAGGGCGUGCAAGAGGAAGAAAUACAUUGUUAGAGGGUUGACUGUCGACAUUGGACAUAAAUAUAUGUAAAUAUGUGAAUGAAAAUAUUGAAAAAUACAAUUAUUUAAACGGUGGUAUUGGUUAAUUGUUAACCAAAAAAAUAUGAAAAUCGAAUUUAUAAGAAUUUUAUGUUCGUGUUGUAAAGAUGUAGUCACUGAAACUGCAUAGUCUGCACUAGGAAAUGGUGAUUACACAUGUAAAUAGCCAUGUCGUCGACACAGCGUCAACAUUACCCAAACUCAUUCCACCACCAUCUUGUCAGAUCACCGGCACAUCACUGGCGUAUGGCUACAACCUAUUCUCUCAUUAACUCAUAUUUAAUGAAAAAACACUGAAAAAAACCACAUAUAAAAAAAAAAAAAAAA
This is a messenger RNA of Mizuhopecten yessoensis (Yesso scallop), 7451 nucleotides long. RefSeq names its product myosin heavy chain, non-muscle-like. Bases 216 to 6170 code for a protein of 1984 amino acids. The transcript has 38 exons. Lineage: Eukaryota; Metazoa; Mollusca; Bivalvia; Pectinida; Pectinidae. The record is from RefSeq and is a predicted model, not a curated record. Gene Ontology annotation, molecular function: cytoskeletal motor activity; actin filament binding; ATP binding. Gene Ontology annotation, cellular component: myosin complex.